Lagenorhynchus albirostris (white-beaked dolphin) is the source of this 1017-nucleotide messenger RNA. It is a transcript of the gene GPR18, whose product is annotated as G protein-coupled receptor 18. Gene Ontology annotation, biological process: phospholipase C-activating G protein-coupled receptor signaling pathway; positive regulation of Rho protein signal transduction. Gene Ontology annotation, cellular component: membrane. The coding region runs from base 1 to 1017 and encodes 338 amino acids. Gene Ontology annotation, molecular function: G protein-coupled receptor activity. The record is from RefSeq and is a predicted model, not a curated record. NCBI's taxonomy places the organism in Eukaryota, Metazoa, Chordata, Mammalia, Artiodactyla, Delphinidae. The transcript has a single exon.
AUGCCCACAACAAGCUAUAAGAUGACCACCCCUCACAGUCAAGCUCAACCUGGCCCUUCUAUCGACCCGUAUCCAGACGAAUACAAAACAGCAGCCCUUGUCUUCUACAGCUGUAUCUUCAUAACUGGCUUAUUCGUUAAUGUCACUGCCUUAUGGGUUUUCAGUUGUACCACCAAGAAGAGAACCACCGUAACCAUCUAUAUGAUGAAUGUGGCACUACUGGACUUGAUAUUUAUAAUGAGCUUACCCUUUCGAAUGUUUUAUUAUGCAAAAGGUGAAUGGCCGUUUGGAGAGUACUUCUGCCAGAUUCUUGGGGCUCUCACAGUGUUUUAUCCAAGUAUUGCUCUAUGGCUUCUUGCUUUCAUUAGUGCCGACAGAUACAUGGCCAUUGUACAGCCGAAAUACACCAAGGAACUUAAAAACACAUGCAAGGCCAUGCUAGCGUGUGUGGGAGUCUGGAUAAUGACCCUGACAACCACCAUCCCACUCCUACUGCUCUAUGAAGACCCAGAUAAAGCCUCCAACCCUGCCACCUGCCUCAAGAUUUCUGACAUCAUCCACUUAAAAGCUAUUAAUGCGCUGAACUUCACUCGACUGAUUUUCUUUUUCUUGAUUCCUCUGUUCAUCAUGAUUGGGUGCUACUUGGUCAUUAUUCAUAGUCUCCUUCACGGUAAGACAUCUAAGCUGAAGCCAAAAGUCAAGAAGAAGUCUAUACGGAUCAUUAUCACGCUCAUGGUGCAGGUGCUCGUCUGCUUCAUGCCUUUCCACAUCUGCUUUGCUUUCCUGAUGCUGGGAGGGGAGGAGAACAGCUACAACCCGUGGGGAGCCUUUGCCACCUUCCUCAUGAACCUCAGCACCUGUCUGGAUGUGAUUCUCUACUACAUUGUUUCAAAACAAUUUCAGGCUCGAGUCAUUAGUGUCAUGCUAUACCGCAAUUAUCUUCGGAGCGUGCGCAGAAAGAGCUUCCGCUCGGGUAGUUUACGGUCCCUAAGCAACAUAAACAGUGAAAUGUUAUGA